Messenger RNA from Oncorhynchus mykiss (rainbow trout), 3298 nucleotides. Lineage: Eukaryota; Metazoa; Chordata; Actinopteri; Salmoniformes; Salmonidae. The record is from RefSeq and is a predicted model, not a curated record.
GUCUCUAUGGAGACAGGGAUAAACAGAUGAUAACAAAUUCUCAGCAGCCUUUAAAGCUCAUUUGAGUGUAUGGGUUGGCGUUUGAGGUGAGGCAAGGAGAGGCAGUGCAGGACAGCGAGAGAGGCAGAAGGGACUUGACAUUAGCAAGAGAUAUUCUUCAAGAUGGCGGAGAGCACAGAUCUGGAGCAGCUGAUGAACUCUUUUAAGAAGUUUGCGAUCCACGGAGACACCAAGGCUACCGGGAAGGAGAUGAACGGGAAGAACUGGGCUAAACUGUGUAAGGACUGCAAGAUCAUCGACGGGAAGAAUGUCACCGGCACUGACGUGGAUAUCGUCUUCACGAAAGUCAAAGCGAAGACGUCCCGGGUGAUCACCUACGAGGAAUUCCAGAGAGCCCUGGAGGAGCUGGCCCCGAAGAGGUUUAAAGGUCAGAGCAAAGAGGAGGCCCUAACGUCUGUCUACAAGCUGAUAGAGGGCAAGGAGCCCACCAACGUAGGAGUCACGAAAAUGGCGAAGACAGCCGCAGUGGACAGACUGACAGACACCACCAAGUACACAGGCUCCCACAAAGAGCGCUUCGACGAGAGCGGGAAGGGGAGGGGUAAGGGCGGGCGGGAGGAGCUGGUGGAGGAAACGGGAUACGUCGGCUCCUACAAGAACGCCGGAACCUACGAGGAGAAAACCAAGGCUAAGUAGACCACCGGGCCAGGCGGUGUGGUCAACAGGCCCAGUAGACUACCGGGCCAGGCGGUGUGGUCAACAGGUCCAGUAGACCACCGGGCCAGGCGGGGUGGUCAACAGGCCCAGUAGACCACCGGGCCAGGCGGGGUGGUCAACAGGCCCAGUAGACCACCGGGCCAGGCGUGGUGGUCAACAGGCCCAGUAGACCACCGGGCCAGGCGUGGUGGUUAACAGGCCCAGUAGACCACCGGGCCAGGCGGGGUGGUCAACAGGCCCAGUAGACCACCGGGCCAGGCGUGGUGGUCAACAGGCCCAGUAGACCACCGGGCCAGGCGUGGUGGUUAACAGGCCCAGUAGACCACCGGGCCAGGCAGUGUGGUCAACGGGUCCAGUAGACCACCGGGCCAGGCGGUGUGGUCAACAGGUCCAGUAGACCACCGGGCCAGGCGGGGUGGUCAACAGGUCCAGUAGACCACCGGGCCAGGCGGGGUGGUCAACAGGUCCUGUAGACCACCGGGCCAGGCGGUGUGGUCAACAGGCCCAGUAGACCACCGGGCCAGGCGGUGUGGUCAACAGGCCCAGUAGACCACCGGGCCAGGCGUGGUGGUCAACAGGCCCAGUAGACCACCGGGCCAGGCGUGGUGGUUAACAGGCCCAGUAGACCACCGGGCCAGGCGGUGUGGUCAACGGGUCCAGUAGACCACCGGGCCAGGCGGUGUGGUCAACAGGUCCAGUAGACCACCGGGCCAGGCGGGGUGGUCAACAGGUCCAGAAGACCACCGGGCCAGGCGGGGUGGUCAACAGGUCCAGUAGACCACCAGGCCAGGCGGUGUGGUCAACAGGCCCAGUAGACCACCGGGCCAGGCGGUGUGGUCAACGGGUCCAGUAGACCACCGGGCCAGGCGGUGUGGUCAACAGGCCCAGUAGACCACCGGGCCAGGCGGGGUGGUCAACAGGUCCAGUAGACCACCGGGCCAGGCGGUGUGGUCAACAGGCCCAGUAGACCACCGGGCCAGGCGGUGUGGUCAACAGGCCCAGUAGACCACCGGGCCAGGCGGUGUGAUCAACAGGCCCAGUAGACCACCGGGCCAGGCGGGGUGGUCAACAGGCCCACAACAUGACAUGUAUCCCAAAUUACAUCCUACUCUAUAUAGUGCACUACUUUGACCAGAGCGCCAUGGGUCCUGGUCUAAAGUAGUGCACUAUAGAGUGAAUAGGGUGCCAUAGGGCUCUGGUCUAAAGUAGUGCACUAUAUAGGGAAUAGGGUGCCAUAGGGCUCUGGUAUAAAGUAGUGCACUAUAUAGGGAAUAGAGUGCCAUUUGAGACGCUUCCAGGGUCACUAUCCCCUAAGCCCCCCCCCUUACAGUCGGGACCAAACCCUGAACCCAGAACUCUGACCCCUAACCACAGGCUUAACCCCAGGCCCUGUCGACAGAGGCUGUCCUCUCUUAUCUUUGAUAUGUUCUGAGGGGUGUGUUGUGUGUGUUGUCAUUGGGGAUGAUGAAAGAGAGAACAUGCUUUUUACUCUUAUUAUAGCUAUGGAGGUCGUGAGGUGAUCUCCUUAAACAGAGAUAUGACCGAUAGACAGGUCGUGAGGCGAUCUCCUUCAACAGAGAUAUGACCGAUAGACAGGUCAUGAGGCGAUCUCCUUCAACAGAGAUAUGACCGAUAGACAGGUCGUGAGGCGAUCUCCUUCAACAGAGAUAUGACCGAUAGACAGGUCGUGAGGCGAUCUCCUUCAACAGAGAUAUGACCGAUAGACAGGUCAUGAGGCGAUCUCCUUCAACAGAGAUAUGACCGAUAGACAGGUCGUGAGGCGAUCUCCUUCAACAGAGAUAUGACCGAUAGACAGGUCGUGAGGCGAUCUCCUUCAACAGAGAUUUGUCUGAUGUGUGUUUACAGAUGACUAGAUCAGAAUGUUCACUGUUCACUGUCAAACCUGGCCUGCCCUGAGACUGUACAUAGACCUGUGAUAUACCAUACCCUCACCUUGCUUUGGUUUUAAAUCUGCCCUGAGACUGUACAUAGACCUGUGAUAUACCAUACCCUCACCUUGCUUUGGUUUUAACAUGUUGAGUUGCACUGUGAAAUACUGAUGCAAGAGUUGUUGCCAUGGAAUUGAAUGAAACAUCCACUGUAAAAGGCAAACGUCAGCACCAAGACCGUGAUUGGUCAAAAACACGUACUGGUCAAAUAAUCUGACAUGGUGCCGUGUUUCCAUUGGCUUCAAACCAUGAAUGUCCUCUUUGAAUCGAGUUCACUUUCUUACCGUAUAAUUCAUCUUUCUUACCGUAUAAUUCAUCUUUCUUACCGUAUAAUUCAUCUUUCUUACCGUAUAUUUCAUCUUUCUUACAGUAUGUUUCAUCUCUCAAACUCAAUAGUUUCAGGGUUUCGUCUUUAAGACUAUCGUUUUAGAACUAGCUAGCUUUUUAUUCUGAGACUAUUUCUUUCAACGUUCGUUGCUUUUCAAAAAAUAAUUAAACAUUUAUUUUCUCUCUUUUGGUUCUUUUUGAUUUGUUUGUUUGUUUGUUUGUUUGUUGGUUGUAGAAACUGGACAACGGCUGCAUUGAAAGGGAAAUUGUUGUAUUAAAAAAUGAGAAUAAAGUGUUUGUCUUUA